UGUCGAUUGAAUUUAAUCCGCAACUCACAUGUUACAGAAUCUAAGCUUAAUAGCAUACACCACACUUUCAUUUAAACCCUGUAUAUGACAAAGUAACAUGUCCAUGAUUUUGCAAAGGUUGUUACUACAAAUCUACAAUGGUCGAUGUUCAUCAAGAGGGAUUUGACAUGCUUGCUACAAAAAAGGAGCUUAAUUCUGAUGCCAUGAAGAGGAUUAGCGAUUGGAUUUUCUCCCAAGAGAUCCCAAGUGAUGUCACAGUUUGUGUAAGAGGUGUUUCUUUUUCCAUACACAAGUUUCCUUUAGUCUCAAAGUGUGGUUAUAUAAAGAAACUAUUAGCAGACCCAAAUCAUUCCGAUCUUUCUGUAGUGGAAAUCCCUGAUAUCCCAGGAGGACCUGAAGGAUUUGAACUUGCUGCAAAAUUCUGUUAUGAAACAAAUAUCGAGUUAUCAAAAGACAACAUUGCAAUGGCAAGAUGUGUUGCAGAAUACCUAGAAAUGACCGAAGAAUAUGCAAUUGGCAACCUGGUAUCAGUAACAGAAUCCUAUUUAAACGAAUCAGGAUUCAAAAACUUAUCAGCUGCAGUUUCCAUUUUGCAAUCGUCAGCAGAUUUCUUACCAAUCUCUGAAAAAGUAAAACUGAUUGAUCGAUGUAUUGACACUAUCGCGUUCAUGGUGACUGAAGAAAGUCAAGUUUGUUUGUUUGGAAGUGCAGACAGCAGCAAUGAUUUGAAUUCGAAUUCUUUGUCAUCUUCGUCUCAUGCAAGAUCUGUAGUUGAUUGGUGGGCUGAAGAUUUGAUUGUUCUUAGAAUCGAUAUCUUUGAAAGGGUUCUUCUUGCAUUAGUUUCAAGAGGAUUCAAACAAUUUGCACUUGGUCCCGUUUUAAUGCUUUAUGCUCAAAAAUGUCUUCGAGGUUUGGAAAUCUUUGGAAAAUCCAAGAAAAAGCUGGAGCCAAACCAAGAACACGAGAAGAGGGUAAUUUUGGAAACAAUAGUCGGGCUCUUGCCAAGAGAAAAGAACGCAGUGUCAAUAAGCUUUCUUUCAAUGUUGCUUCGAGCUUCCAAUUAUUUAGACACAACAGUCUCAUGCAAGCUCGAUUUAGAGAAAAGAAUGGGAUUACAAUUAGGGCAUGCAGUUUUAGACGAUAUCUUGAUUCCUUCCUUUUGCUUUGAUGGUGACACGUUGUUUGAUGUUGAUACAGUUCAACAAAUGAUGAUGAUUUAUAUUGAAAACAAUUUCACAGACACGUGUCCUAUAGACCAUGUUUCACCAACACAAACUGAUAACGAAAAUGUCGGGAAGAUCAUGGAGAGCUUUCUUGCAAAAAUAGCUUCUGAUCGAAACAUGUUGGUUUCAAAAUUUAUAAACUUUGUUGAAUGUAUUCCACCUCAAGUAAAGGUUACAGAAGAUGGAAUGUAUAGAGCCAUUGAUAUCUACUUGAAGGCUCAUCCAGCAAUAAGUGACAUGGAUCGAAAGAAAGUUUGCAGUUUAAUGGAUUGUCAGAAGCUAUCACGUGAAGCACGUGCUCAUGCAGCUCAAAACGAGAGGCUUCCUGUUCAAACUGUGGUUCAAGUUCUUUACUACGAACAACAACGAUUGCAAGAAACAACUACAGGUGGUAAUGAAUAUGAUCAUAGCGCAACUAAUAGCAAAUCGUUUAAUAGUACUACUCCUUCAUCUCCAAGCUCAGUAGCAUCAGUAUCAGAUGAAAUUUCAAGCUUAAAAAAAGAAAAUCAAGAACUUAAAUUCGAGCUUCUGAAGAUGAAAACAAGAUUGAAGGAGAUUGAGAGAUCAGGUGGUAAUAAACCAAGGGUGGUUAAUAACAAUACGAGUACAGCUGGUAGUGGUAAGCCACCAUUGCCUAAAAAGUCGUUGAUAAGUUCAGUGACGAAAAAGCUUGGGAAAAUUACACCAUUUUUACAUGCGGAUGGGUUUUUGCCUUCGAGUACACGUGGCAGGAAUAAACCUGAUAAAGAUCGAAGGCAUUCGGUAUCUUGAAGUUUGGCAGUAGGAUUGUUGGUUUCCGCUGCUUAAAUUUUAAUUGGUAAAUACUUAAUACUUAAUGUCAUGUUGUAAAACACAUUUUUGCAUGAUAUAUUUGUUUAUAUAUAUGGGAUUUGGACGAUUGGUGUUGAAAGCUUUAAUGUUAUGUAUAUUAUACGAUAUAGCCC
Molecule: messenger RNA, 2167 nt
Organism: Lactuca virosa
Lineage: Eukaryota; Viridiplantae; Streptophyta; Magnoliopsida; Asterales; Asteraceae
Source: the annotation of a GenBank genome assembly